GCUUAUAUACCGUUAAGCAGCAAUAGCACAUGGUUAAAGUUUGCAAAGUAGGGGCUUGAGCGCCCGUGGAUGCCUUUCUAAUAUUCCUCUUUCUAAUGGCUACUCUCUGUAGUUAUGCCUAUGGGGAAGUCUUGUUUCCCGAUUUGAAACUGAGAGCAACGCAGGGCUGGGUGCAUGCUUGCAGAACGGGCAGAUUCAUGCUGUGAUCUGUGAAAAUAUAGCUUGACAAGAAAAAUCGGGUCGUCACAAUGCCAGUUCAUCCCGUGGGCCUUGUCUAUUGUGAUUUUUUUUCAGCUUAGCUGAUCACUUAACGGUUGAGGCGAUAAAAGAUGAAAAUGGCUUGUUUAUCAUGCAGUUGGGCUUGUGCGUUUUUUAUUUUUGCUCAGAAAGUUAUCAAAUGCAAAACUGCACUUGCAGCCUGUUCUUUAAGCCUCUUAAAAGAGCGGGUGAAGCAAAGGGCGAGGCUUUUUUCUCCCCAUCCACUGUGUGUCAGGCUUGGCAGCUCUUUUCAUUAUUAUUAUUAUUAUUCCUUAUUCAAGGAGUACGGAUCACACGCCUGUAACUCCACUAUGAAUGAGGGGAUUCCGUGUGUCCUUAAGAUGCUCGCAAACAUCCGUUUUCAUCGUCACACCCACACGCCAUCCCAUUUUGGUCCUCAGUGUGAAGAAGCAGUGCUUCCUCAAAACAAUUUCAGUGGGAGUUUUCUUAGUGAGAUUCUUCCCUCCUUGCUUUCUUUGUGUGUAUUUAGGAACUGCCACCAGCGUGGCAGGAUGAUUGGGAAUGAAUAGUAGCUUAGGGGUGCGACACGUACUCCGGUUCACCUCUUUUCAGAUCAGUGCAGAGCUUGAAAAUAAGUUUUCUGUCUAACACGUCAGAUCCUGUGCCAGCCAGUAUAGACAGUACUUACUUUAGAUCAGCAAUAUGUAAAUUCCAGCACCUUUGGGCCCCCACGCCUGUAUCCUCCCAAAUUUUUAAUCUUAAAAAAAAUUGCUUAAAAAUUGUUUCAUUCUUUAGGUAGAAUUGGUAGCUUUAGUAUUGGGCCUUAACUUGCAGUAGGCCAACUAAUCCUAAAGGGAAAUUUAUAGGAGAGAAGGGAACUCUUCCCAAAGUUGUUGAUGUGAUACCAGUCGAUACAGUCCCAGCCCGGACAUUUUUAAAAAUAAAAUCUAGUUCCUUUUCAAAGUUUGUUUCUCUAAACAGGUGGGAGACCUUCAGUUGCGCAAAAUGGAUGAGCUGGACUGCCUUAUCAGAGGAGUUCUGUACAUUGAUUCGGUUGGGUUCAAUGGACACUCCGAGUGCUACUAUUUUGAAAACCCAACUGAUCCGGAAAAAUGUCAGAAGCUGCCCUUCAACUUGGAGAAUCGUUAUCCUCUCCUCCUGGUGAACAUUGGCUCGGGGGUCAGCAUCUUGGCUGUCUAUUCCAAAGACAAUUACAAGCGAGUAACCGGGACCAGCCUUGGCGGAGGAACCUUUUAUGGUCUUUGCUGCCUUCUGACUGGCUGCUCUACCUUUGAAGAGGCUCUCGAGAUGGCAUCCCACGGAGACAGCACCAAAGUGGACAAGUUGGUGCGAGAUAUUUAUGGAGGCGACUAUGAGAGGUUUGGGCUCCCAGGCUGGACUGUAGCAUCCAGCUUUGGAAACAUGAUGAGCAAAGAGAAGCGAGAGGCCGCAAGUAAAGAGGAUCUAGCAAGGGCCGCCUUGAUCACCAUCACCAACAACAUUGGCUCCAUAGCUCGGAUGUGCGCCCUUAACGAGAACAUUAAUCGAGUGGUGUUUGUGGGGAACUUCUUGCGCAUCAAUACAAUCUCAAUGAAGUUUCUGGCAUAUGCUUUGGAUUAUUGGUCAAAAGGACAGCUGAAGGCUCUUUUCUUGGAACAUGAGGGUUAUUUUGGAGCUGUCGGCGCUCUCCUGGAACUUCUGCAUUCGUCCUGAUUCACCAAGCAGCCUGACUCCCAAGUGUCCCCGGAGAGACUUCAGCACCAAAGGGAACAUCUGUGUUCGUUCAGCUUUGUUUGUCGAAGCGCCUGCCUUUUGCCAGAUAAUCCGAAGUAAUUGUGAGUGAUCUUUCCAAUCAGUGCAGAGAAUAGCAAGGGUAUUUUUUUUAAAUAGAUGAAACUAGCCUGAAUACCAGACUAGUUUAUAAGAAAUGCUUAUCUAUAUAGGCAGAUGUGCAGACUGUAUCUGUCUCAGAACUGUUAAAAUGCAUAUUUAGUCAGCCUCGUGUCGUGUGGCUUUUAUGAAACACACAACAGGAUGAAUGUGCAUAUCGCUUGAUGACAAUACUGGUUGCACUAUGCUCAAAAUUAUUUUAAGUGCGGUUUUAUUUACUAAUCUUGUAUGAAUUUGAAGGGCUUUGUGAAUUUUAUUAGUAGCACCAAGGUGUGCAGAAUAUAAAACCACAUUUGAAGUAUUAAAGCUAUUUUUAAAAAA
This is a messenger RNA of Pogona vitticeps (central bearded dragon), 2430 nucleotides long. The record is from RefSeq and is a predicted model, not a curated record. NCBI's taxonomy places the organism in Eukaryota, Metazoa, Chordata, Lepidosauria, Squamata, Agamidae.